AAAAAAACUGUUUGGUCCGGUGGGGUUGCUUGGUCCGGUGGGAUUUUUAAGUUUGGGCCCACCGCUUCUUCUUCCUUGGACACCCCGCGUCUUCUUCCCCAUGGCCAACCCCAACGCUCAUCCCGCAGUCCUCGUUGUGGGCUGCUGUGACACUGCCGGCGGCAAUAAAAGAAAGCAACUUCACUGUCGCCGGAGCUCACGUUGACCUCGCCGACGGACGCACACAUUUUCUACGCCGCCGCGCACCUGCGCGCUCUCGUCUACGCCACCGUGACGGCCGUGCUGCCCGUUCCGUCCGUGCGCCGCGCGCCAAUCGUGUUGCUGCCCCGCUUCAGCCGCGCCACCACCGUCGUCCGUCGAGGUUGGUGGCCAUGGCGCCGAUGUUGGCCAGAGUCUCGCUCGCCUACUGGAAAUACGGUGGACACACAGACGCCGUGAAGCUGUUCGACGAAAUGGAGACAAGGGAAAGGAAAGCAAAGGAGGUCGCAUUGCUGGUUUCUCAAUCUAGUGGAGUAAUCUCUCAGAUCCAGGAUGAUGGAUGUGCCAUAGCUACGAGAAUCGCAGGACAAUGCAAUUGGCGAGAAGCUGCAGGUGAAUUGAAUGAUGAAAUGAAAAACGAACUCGCUGAGGCAGACGGCGGACUCGAGCACGGCCAUGGCAUCACCUACAUGUAUGGUGGGGCAGCGCGGGGGGGAUGGCGGGGCCAGGGGCGCCCCCGUGGCCGCACUGGCAGAUAUAGAUCGAUGGAGAAGAAGCCGAUGAAGAAGAAGCCGAUGAAGAAGAAGACUGAUGAGCGUCACGAGGAGAACCACCGUGGGCUGAUCAAUCCCGACCGUACCAAACGGUUUUUUUGGGAUUAAGGGCUUAAUUGAUCGGGAUUAGUUACGUUAGGGUCUAAAAACCUGUGAUUUGAAGGUAGAUGAUCUCAACAAGUCUACUGAGGUUUUUUCUUUUUUUCUUAACCAAGUUUUCAGGUUACUCUUUUUUAUUGUAAGUAACUUGACUUGUUUAGAUUUAGAUGUUGAACGAAGUAUCCGGUGAAACCCUCGUUCGUUGCAAA
Molecule: messenger RNA, 1060 nt
Organism: Brachypodium distachyon (stiff brome)
Lineage: Eukaryota; Viridiplantae; Streptophyta; Magnoliopsida; Poales; Poaceae
Exons: 2
Coding region: 372-860 (162 amino acids)
Source: RefSeq, a predicted model, not a curated record